CAAGCCGUCAGGAUACGUACGAUACUAUAGUUGUUGUAUAGCACCCAAGUUAGCUAGGACCAUGUUGCUACUUACUGUACGUACAGGAGCUAAAGCUCUGUUACAGGCGAUUUGACUGAUUGCGUCGUUGUGUCCUUUCCGGGGCCGGCUCCGUCCUUGCGAUAGGACUUCAAGUACCGGCAAACGGCGUGAAGCGUGCGGAGCCACGCGGAGGGGUUCGUUCUUGAGUCCAAUCUUUCUGUAAUACACAAUAAUACCAUUACUAUCAGUCAUAUAUCUCCUAUGAAUUUCUUAUCUACAGAGCCAUGGCUUGAACUUAAUACUGGGCCUUGAUUACAUUUGGUAGAUAGCGAGGUACGUGGUAGUAAUCAGGUAGUCAGUCAUUCAGCUGAAGUCACUGAUUCUUUGCACCAAGUACUUUAGGCUGUGCAGCCGCAAACAAUCCAACUCUGACCUGACUGCCUCACUCACGUCACCCUUUUACUUCCGUUCGAUUCCCCCCCCCCCUUCAGAUACCUUCACAAUUCUGGCCUUGAUCUCUCUUCUCUGGGUUAUAAGUACGCAGCCCUAUAAGCUCCAGGAGGCAGAGGCAUCCUGCCUACCUAGGUAACUGAGCUACCUCCAUCCAAAGCUCCCGUCAGCUUGCACCUACCCCACCUUGACGUCAACCUCGCCGAAUAGGUAUCUGAUCAUACCUUAUCACCUGGACUACACCACAAUCAAUCACUUUGCACACCAAAUUCAACCAUCACGAUGGCUUCUCACACCAAAGACCCUAUCACGUGCCACGUUCUUGAUACACAGGCUGGUCGCCCUGCUCGUGGCAUCCGUGUCCGUCUUGAAGGCCCCAUCCCGCCGUCGAUCAACCCUCACUCUGCUGCCCAACCUCGACCCAACACCUUCGAAUCCAUGACCGACGACGAUGGCCGUGUUACAGCCUGGCUACCGUAUCUUUCCGAGGAUGCUGCUGGAGAGCCUCCUCUUCAGACUCUCGUUGAGGUGCUUGAGGACCGCAAGGGGCAGGGUUCGUCGCGAUGGACGCUGCGUUUUGAUACGGGAGCUUACUUUGGCGAAGAGAACACCUUCUUCCCUGAAGUAACGGUGAAAUUUCGUGUCGACGAGGGACAGACGUAUCAUGUUCCCCUUCUGCUGAGCCCCUAUAGUUAUACUUCCUACCGUGGAAGCUAAAUGGAUGGUAGUAUUCUUGGUACUACACGGAGCGGAACGACCAGAAUCAGGGGCUGUAACUAUCUCGUGAGAGAAAAAUCGAUGCCAAAGCGAUUUUUAGAACCCUUAUCCUGAAACCCCACUGGUAUGAUAUGAAGAUAGUACAGAGACGAUGACAAUGUUACGAUCAUAGCGAUGAAGCUAAGGUACUUAUUAAUUCUUAAAAGAGUGUCCCUGCCGGCUACUUCCUUCCAAGCCAAACCAACUGGCUAUAUGAGUGGCAUUGCUGUCUCUGCCCUACCAGAGGGACUUGAAUAUCCAAGUAUUUGCACUGAUUGCCAGGCGAUACUUUUCCUUGCCGAUCAAGAAACCAUGAUCCAGGUAAACGCCACGCUACCCACAAAAGAAAAGUAAAGAAAGUAAACUUUUUUCCGGAAGAAAAGCAUAUCGGUGAUGCGUUCGUCACAGGGUCAUCAGGUUCGGCCGUAUACGUCGUUGUAGAAGUCAUGAUUGUUCCGAUCUGAGUGAGGUGUUGCACUGUUUGUUCGGAAGGUUAUACAACACCUCUAACUCCUCCGAAACUUGCUCAUAAAUCCUUUCUUAGAGCGAUGGGUUGGUACGUCGGGCGAAGUUGGCGGUGUGUUCUCUUCGUCUCUCCUCGUGUUCCUAGACGCGAGACUAUCGGUCUCGUCCUUGGAGAGUCGGAUGCUUGAUGUAGAAGGGCGGAAGCUGUUCAUGGAUGGAUUGCCGGCUCUGACGCUCUCGUUAUCUCCAACAUCAGAUUGAACCAGGGAGAAUACACUGUAGAGGGCUUCCGAAGUGGGGUUGAUACGACCAUGGUUGAGAGUGCGUCGUUUCUUCCUAAGGAAAGAUCGCCGAGUUCGCAUAAGUGCCCGGUCAGGAUCGAUAUCUUCUUGAGUGAGACAAGCGUUGGGUGAAAGAUCCGCAUCAGGAUGUGGGAGUGUGGUGUUUCGGACUAUAAAAUGGUUAGCAACAGAUGUUACAUUACAGUGGUUGGGCGUCGACUAAAUAGGUCCUUACCAUUGUUAAAGGGCUCAGGGAAUCCUGUGUCUCUUGGUUCUCUCGAUUCCCUUCGAGGCUUGGCGGUAUUCGUGGUAGUGAUUGUAUCCGCCAUUGUUUCGGUAGAUUUGGAGUGUGUGGAAUGAGAAGUCAUUUGAUGAUCGACCGAGAGUUGAGUUUGAGUUUGUUUGUUUAUGAUGAGAAAAUCACAAAGAGGAAGAA
Messenger RNA from Fusarium verticillioides 7600, 2409 nucleotides. Its product is annotated as hydroxyisourate hydrolase. The transcript has a single exon. Gene Ontology annotation, biological process: purine nucleobase metabolic process. Lineage: Eukaryota; Fungi; Ascomycota; Sordariomycetes; Hypocreales; Nectriaceae. The record is from RefSeq and is a predicted model, not a curated record. Gene Ontology annotation, molecular function: hydroxyisourate hydrolase activity. The coding region runs from base 754 to 1188 and encodes 144 amino acids.